This is a messenger RNA of Nematolebias whitei (Rio pearlfish), 2072 nucleotides long. Its product is annotated as RNA-binding protein with multiple splicing 2. The transcript has 8 exons. Gene Ontology annotation, molecular function: mRNA binding; protein homodimerization activity. The record is from RefSeq and is a predicted model, not a curated record. Gene Ontology annotation, biological process: negative regulation of smooth muscle cell differentiation. NCBI's taxonomy places the organism in Eukaryota, Metazoa, Chordata, Actinopteri, Cyprinodontiformes, Rivulidae. The coding region runs from base 238 to 1044 and encodes 268 amino acids.
AGGAGAUAGGGAGUAGUUCACGGACUCGAGGAGAGAGAGAGCCGCUCCGAUGAUUAAAGUUGUCUCGUUCCUCCUCCUCUCACACAGUCCCACGGCUGAGGGUGUUCAUGUGAGCGGCUGAGGCUCUCUGUUUCCACGCGCACUUCGUACCCCCCACCCCUCAUCUGUCACCCUCACGAGCACCAAACCACCUUCAACACCUUUCUUUUUUUUAAAGUUUCUCCUCUCUUUCCAUGAAUGACUCUGUCUCGUUGUUCUACAACCUCGGAUAGCUCCUCACGACCUCACCUCCUCGGCACAUCUUCUUCUUCUCUGCUCAAGUUGAGAGCGCGCCACCAGGACCUUCACUGCGGCUCCAGGCGCGCGGGGGGCAAGACUCACGCGACGAGGAAAACCCUGAUUCACUGUGCAGCCGCGGCCACCGUCGACAUGAGCCUCAAAGCCGACUCGGAGCCCAACAACAGCGUUUCCAUCGAGGAGGAGGUACGGACUCUGUUCGUCAGCGGCCUACCAGUUGACAUCAAACCACGGGAAUUGUACCUGCUCUUCAGACCUUUUAAGGGUUAUGAAGGGUCACUGAUUAAGUUAACGUCAAAACAGCCUGUUGGGUUUGUAACGUUUGACUGUCGCUCUGGAGCUGAAGCUGCAAAGAAUGCACUAAAUGGUAUCCGUUUUGACCCCGAAAGUCCCCAGACCCUGCGCUUAGAGUUUGCUAAAGCCAACACGAAGAUGGCAAAGAGUAAGCUGAUGGCCACACCGAACCCCACAAAUAUCCACCCCGCUCUAGGAGCACACUUCAUUGCACGGGACCCAUAUGAUCUGACAGGGGCAGCACUGAUCCCAGCAUCACCCGAUGCCUGGACUCCUUACCCCCUGUAUACCACGGAGCUGACCCCAGGGCUCCCCCACGCUGCCUUCACGUACCCGGCAGCCGCUGCUGCAGCCGCAGCCCUCCACGCCCAGGUGAGGGAGCAACCGAUGCGCUGGUACCCUACUCCCUCUGAGACUUCCCAGCCUGGAUGGAAGUCCCGGCAGUUUUGUUAGAUAUUUAGCCUCUGGAAACCACACCUUCAUCCAGCUGAAGUGAGGUUUACCAAGCUCUUCAUUUAAUUUAAUCAAGUUUAUUUAAUGGACAAAUGUGCAUUAUUAAACAGUAUUUAUCUCCCUCCUGAGGACCCCGGGGGGGAGUUGGAGUUAAAACCCAUCUUGCUGUCGACAAUCUAAACAUGUCCUUGGUGAUUCUUGCGGUACCAUCAGCACUUAAAAAAGAAACGAUCUUUGUGCAAACCUGUUAGAUUCCUAAUUACUAAGGAAAAUUGAUGUUUUGAAGUUGGUGUAAAGUUGGUCCCUUCAGGGGUCACCGCUGCACCAGGGAGGUGUAGAGCUGUUCAGUCUUUGCAUGUUAGUCUUUUUGGCAUGAAUUUAGAACGCAGAUUUCUGUGUAUCCUAAUUUUCUUAGUGUUUGUGUUGCCUUUUGACCUAGACAGCAAAAUGUGUUUUUUGUUUUUUUUCUUCUGUUCUGUAGAACCUUGGUCUUACCUCUAAGCUAGGCUGUUGUGUAAAUGGCUUAUCUUGCAUGGACCUCGUGAAUGCUUCCCUACAUUUGGACAAUCCCAGGCCUCAUAAUAUCCGUCUUUAUUUGAGCAAAAAGUGCAAAUUAUUUGUGCUUUUUGCAUAUAAUGUAUAUUUAUGCAUUUUUGUGCGACUAAAUGAACCUAUAUAAGUUGGAUGUUUAGUCGUCUCUUGUGUUUGGUGUUCAUUUUUUGAUCCUAUAAUCCUGUCGAAGUAGUUUUAAAGAAAAGUGCAAUUUGUUUAGAGGGGAAGUUGGUAUCUGUCAAAAAAUGGAAGUAUUCUGAACUUGUGCUGUUAUGCUAAAAUGAGAUUGCUGUGAAACUAGACUACAAAUGUAAAGGGUUCUUUUUUGGGGGUGGGGGUGGGGGGGGUGGACUUCUUGAAAAGAGUAGCAAGAUUAGACUGAAGGAAUUUAGUUUGGUUAAGAACCCGUUUGUCUCUGUAUCUGCUGUGCAUAAGAUGUUACAAUCCUCGUCUUAUGAAUAAAAGAAGUGAAUGCA